CGCCGCCAGUACCGAGCUCACCUGUACGCCGUGCGCAGGCGCAGUCUCCGCGCCGCCGCGAUCCUAACGCGAUACCUUGGUACGCAUUCACGCAAUACCGCGCCCCCACUAUCACGUACGGUUUAUUGGACAGGACAUCAGCUGUCCGACUCCUAAUAACAGUGAAUGUGCACUUGGACAGCUCGGCCUGGAAGGACUUACUUCCGAAAAAGGACCUCGCCGGUCUGACAGAUCGAUCGCUCAGAUAAACGGAAAAGAGUCCAAAAUUGCCUCGAAAUAGUUAAAUUAAAAAAUCGACACAAUGGCGCUAAUACUACAGUAUAUUAACGAUAUGCAUGUGUUUAUGGACAAAUACGGAGACCCCAGGACAAAUCCGUGGUUCCUGAUGAGUUCGCCGUUUCCUACACUAUUAAUAUGUCUAAGCUAUGUCUAUCUAGUCAAGGUUAUAGGGCCAAAAUUUAUGGAAAAUAGAAAACCUUAUGAACUAAAGAAUGUUCUAAUAGUAUACAACUUUUUACAAGUAAUAUUCAGCGCGUGGCUGUUCUAUGAGAUCGGAGCAGCGGGCUGGUUCACAGGCAGGUAUAACUUUCAAUGUCAGCCGGUCGACCACUCCAAACAUCCACAAACAAUGAGGAUGGUUCACGCAUGUUGGUGGUAUUAUUUUUCCAAGUUCACUGAAUUCUUUGAUACGAUCUUCUUUGUGAUGAGAAAGAAAUUUGAUCAUGUGUCAACCCUACAUGUGAUCCACCACGGCGUGAUGCCGAUGUCCGUGUGGUUCGGCGUGAAGUUCACGCCCGGUGGACACUCCACCUUCUUCGGCCUGCUCAACACCUUCGUACAUAUCAUUAUGUAUACGUACUACUUGCUGGCGGCUAUGGGACCUCAGAUGAGGAGAUACUUGUGGUGGAAGAAGUACCUCACCACUUUACAAAUGGUCCAAUUCGUCGGCAUCAUGGUGCACGCGUUCCAGCUGUUGUUCAUCGACUGCAACUACCCGCGCGCAUUUGUUUGGUGGAUCGGAAUGCACGCUGUUAUGUUCUUCUUCCUCUUUAAAGACUUCUACAACCAGUCUUACUCCAAACCCAAGGUGCGAGCAAGGUCUCCCCAACCAGAGACAACGGAGAUCAAAGACAUCACCUACAAGAACGGCUCGCUGAAGAACGGUUUCAGCAACGGGCACACGAACGGCACGUUCUUGCGAGCGCGCACUGUGCUGCCCGCCGGCAACAGUAUGAUGGGGGGCUGGCUGAAUCAUUACAGCUUUAGAUGCCAACCUGUGGACUAUACAGACAACCCUGUAGCUAUUAGAAUCCGCGCAAUGAACAGCGCGAAAUUCGGUGAUGUGCAGACUUUGUAUAUAAGGGCCUGGUGUCGGAUAUUGUUUCAGAUCGGAGCAGCGGGCUGGUUCACAGGCAGGUAUAACUUUCAAUGUCAGCCGGUCGACCACUCCAAACAUCCACAAACAAUGAGGAUGGUUCACGCAUGUUGGUGGUAUUAUUUUUCCAAGUUCACUGAAUUCUUUGAUACGAUCUUCUUUGUGAUGAGAAAGAAAUUUGAUCAUGUGUCAACCCUACAUGUGAUCCACCACGGCGUGAUGCCGAUGUCCGUGUGGUUCGGCGUGAAGUUCACGCCCGGUGGACACUCCACCUUCUUCGGCCUGCUCAACACCUUCGUACAUAUCAUUAUGUAUACGUACUACUUGCUGGCGGCUAUGGGACCUCAGAUGAGGAGAUACUUGUGGUGGAAGAAGUACCUCACCACUUUACAAAUGGUCCAAUUCGUCGGCAUCAUGGUGCACGCGUUCCAGCUGUUGUUCAUCGACUGCAACUACCCGCGCGCAUUUGUUUGGUGGAUCGGAAUGCACGCUGUUAUGUUCUUCUUCCUCUUUAAAGACUUCUACAACCAGUCUUACUCCAAACCCAAGGUGCGAGCAAGGUCUCCCCAACCAGAGACAACGGAGAUCAAAGACAUCACCUACAAGAACGGCUCGCUGAAGAACGGUUUCAGCAACGGGCACACGAACGGCACGUUCUUGCGAGCGCGCACUGUGCUGCCCGCCGGCAACUGACGGCGGACCAGGCGCCCACCUUAGCAUUCCGUACUACUCUGUGAUUCAUAGCCUGAAAUUGUCACGGGACGUUAAUAUUUCUUAUUUAAUGCGUGGACCUUCGGGGUAACGGUGUCGGAUGUAAGUGAGGAAAACGUGAGCGCAGCCCAGGCCACCGCCGCGUGACUCCGUCAAUAAUAACCCUAUAGAUGUAGUGGUACAUGUGAUUUGUCUAGUGUACAUACAGUUGAGGCAGAACUCAUGGCGCGAAGAGCCUCGCGCCGGCGUCCGAGCGCAACUCCCGUAGAUGUAAAAAUUGUAGGUAAUGUGAGAGUGUAGCUCACGGUGCGAUGCGGGUAGCUGCGAUCGCACCAUGAGUUCUUACUCUUAGGUGGUAUCAAUGGUGUAAAUUUUAUUUUAUUUGAUGUAAAUGUAUAGCUAGAUUUGUGAUCGCAUAGCGUUUUAUACUUUUAUUGUUAGAAUUAGAUAAUAUGUUGCUUUUAGAGUUUAGAAAACCUCUAAAAGAAUACAGUCAUAAUACUUACAGAAACAUGUAUUUUAUACAUGGUGCUUAUUAAAUAAAUAUACUUAAUGAUGAGAUGAGCUUGUAAACAAUAAUUAUUGAAACCACCAUGGUAUACUCCACCAUAAUGGUUAAAUCAAUUACAGAUAGAAAUGUUGAUUUAUUGUUGUGCAAUAUAUCAUCUUGCUUCAUAUAGAAGUAAAGACAACGGCUCAUGUAAAAUAAAUAGAAAAAUCUACAUUAAUAAAAUAUUAUGGGUUAGUACGACUCUAUAUGAUAGUUAUAUGGAAGCUUUGUUAAUAAAAGCUCAGGUGAAAUGAAAUUAAUUAAUUCUAUACCCUAAUGAAAAAAUAUUAAACAAUAUUUAAUCGUCGGCACGUGCAAUAUAUUUUUCAGUACUGUCUGUUUUCCGCUAAUUCGUGUCAUAAAAUAGGUAAACAAACAAGUGCUUAACUUCAAAGGCUAUGGUUUAAAGAUUUUUAUUUACGGGACUAGCACCAACAUGGGCUUUUCUAGAAAAUAUAUAUUUAAACCAAGUAUAAACGUUUCGAUUAUAAGUAUUAAUCAGUAUUUUUACAAGCUCAUUAUUAUCAAGACAUUCACAAUUAUCAAACGAAAUGUAUGUUUUAUGCCUCUUGGCAAAUGCCAGUUAUAAUGUAAAAAAGCUGUUAAAUCAAUAUCACCGCCAUUUGCCUUUUGUGUUACACAAUUACACAUUAUAAAGGCGUUUAUUAUUUGGAUGACAACUUUCAAAUCAACGUGAUUAUGUUUUUAUUUUAAGUACAACAACUGUAUUUUAAUUUCAACCGAAUGUUCAAUUUAGAUUUAGAUUACUAUGACACUAAAGUGGUUGUGUUGGUUAUUUAUUUUGUUUAAUUUAUCUUUUAUUUAUACCAAAAUUAUGUAUAUAAGAACAAAUCGAUAACGGGUUUAUAGCAGUAGCUCUGUAACUUCCUUAUUUAGUCUUCCGUUUUGUUUUGUACUUACGCGACGCGCCAAAUUUCAUGAUCGCUUUGAAAACCGAAAAUGUUUUUUUUAUUGACUUCUUGACUCACCGAGAUUCACCCACUAAUAUUUUUAGGAGCGAUCAAGGAGUUGGGUGCUUACUUUACCCAAAAUUAAAGGUGCUUUUUGUACUCCGAACAUUCUGCUUUCUUUAGCAGUCAGGCAGCUGAAGCUCACCAUUUUGUAAAUAAAAAUUUUGUUUCGUUAAUCAUAUAGAAAUCAAUUUAUGUACCUAUUGUAAUUUUUAUACAAAAAUAUGCAAUUAAAUGAUAAGUGUAAUAUUACCAUAA
Trichoplusia ni (cabbage looper) is the source of this 3865-nucleotide messenger RNA. RefSeq names its product elongation of very long chain fatty acids protein AAEL008004-like. The transcript is spliced from 16 exons. Gene Ontology annotation, biological process: sphingolipid biosynthetic process; very long-chain fatty acid biosynthetic process; fatty acid elongation, polyunsaturated fatty acid. Gene Ontology annotation, molecular function: fatty acid elongase activity. The coding region runs from base 302 to 2068 and encodes 588 amino acids. Gene Ontology annotation, cellular component: endoplasmic reticulum membrane. Lineage: Eukaryota; Metazoa; Arthropoda; Insecta; Lepidoptera; Noctuidae. The record is from RefSeq and is a predicted model, not a curated record.